CUCAAGGCCGACCUUGCGGCCAAAUACGUGGUGCAAAAUGAGCUCCUACUAAAAGUUCUUGGUGGGCAGACGGCUGACGUGGGGCAGGUCACCAUCGGCGACGUGAUGGGCAAGGAUAGCCUGGCGUACUUGGAAGAGUGGAAGAGCCGUCUGGAACAGGCCGAUAGCGAUAUGGAGACGCGGGAUCCCGUGGACGACGAGCUAGUAGAGUUGGACACGAUCAUCACGCGGCUUGAGAAAGAGUUUCUGAACCCUUCCGACACAUCGCUACGCGAACAAAACAACGCCAUCUUCAACGAGUACUGUGAGAAGUACAACAAGGUGAUCUACGAGGUGAAGGAGAAUGAGGAUUUGAAUGCUGGAAUGGACGACACUGAGGAACAGGGCUCUUUUGGCAGCAGCGUGUACUAUAGGGUGAAAUAAAAUAAUGAUUUUUGUGCUGUAAAAAAAGUUUGCCCCUUUUCUUAUCUAGCAACUAUGAGUUCUCCUAAACGGCGCAUUGAGAGCGAUGUGAUGAAACUACUGAUGAGCGACUACGAGGUGAGUCUGGUGGACGACAACAUGCAGGAGUUCUAUGUGAAUUUCGAAGGCCCCAAGGACUCGCCAUACGAGGGCGGGCUGUGGCGGAUCCAUGUGGAGCUGCCGGACCAAUACCCAUACAAGUCUCCGUCGAUCGGGUUCCAGAACAAGAUCUUCCACCCUAACAUAGACGAGUCCAGCGGGUCUGUGUGUCUGGAUGUGAUCAACCAGACGUGGUCGCCCAUGUUUGACAUUUUCAACAUCUUUGAGACGUUUCUGCCGCAGCUUCUCAACUAUCCGAAUGCCGCAGACCCGCUCAACGGGGACGCAAGCUCGCUCUACAUGAGAGAUAAGAAUUUGUAUGUGGAGAAGGUUAAAAUGUACGUCAAAAAUUACGCGGACCCAGCCACAAUCCGCAACGGCGGCGCGGCCCAGGAGGAGGACGAAUCGGACUCGAGCGACGCUGACCUCAGCAGCGUAGACGAGAUGGUGGGCGAAAUCGACCUCUGA
This is a messenger RNA of Ogataea polymorpha, 1029 nucleotides long. RefSeq names its product ubiquitin-conjugating enzyme that negatively regulates gluconeogenesis. Gene Ontology annotation, biological process: ubiquitin-dependent protein catabolic process; protein polyubiquitination. Gene Ontology annotation, molecular function: ubiquitin conjugating enzyme activity. Lineage: Eukaryota; Fungi; Ascomycota; Pichiomycetes; Pichiales; Pichiaceae. The coding region runs from base 478 to 1029 and encodes 183 amino acids. Gene Ontology annotation, cellular component: nucleus. The record is from RefSeq and is a predicted model, not a curated record. The transcript is spliced from 3 exons.